AUGGAAGCAACUGACGGAGGCAAUGAUUGCAGAGGCAACAGGAUCUGUGUGAUGGCAUCUCGGUUGUGCUUGUGCUUCUAUUUCUGCUUGACGAUCACCGCCGCCAUAACUCGAGCUCAAAACACCACCGAUCCAGCUGAAGCACGAGUUUUAAAUGCAAUGUUCAGCCAAUGGGGGAUACCGGAAAGUUCAGUAACACAGAUGGGAUGGAACAUAAGCGGAAACCCAUGCAGCGGCGCCGCCUUGAACUCUACCGACUUCAAUGCCUUCGGUUACAAUCCCGGCAUCAAAUGCGACUGUAAUUUCCCCAAUUCUACUACUUGCCACAUCACCCAACUAAAGGUUAUUGGAAUGGAUGUUGUGGGUCCAAUUCCAGAAGGACUCUGGACUUUGACUUACCUUACAAAUCUUCAGUUGGCCCUGAAUUACUUAACAGGUCCCUUGUCACCUUCCAUUGGCAAUUUAACUCGGAUGCAGAUCAUGAGUUUUGGCAUCAAUGCAUUAUCAGGGCAAGUUCCACGAGAGCUAGGACAACUUACUGAUCUUAGAUCACUGAGUUUAAGCACAAACAGUUUCACUGGUCCCCUACCAUCUGAACUUGGAAAUUUGAGAAGAUUACAAGAGCUUUUCAUUGAUAGUGCUGGAUUUGGUGGUCCUAUACCUCCUUCAUUUGCUAACUUACGAAACCUGCAGACAGUAUGGGCUUCUGAUAAUAAUUUCACAGGCAGAAUACCAAGCUUUAUAGGGAAUUGGUCACAAUUACGAUCCUUGUGGAUUGAGGGGAACUCUUUUGAAGGUUCAAUACCACCUUCAUUUUCUAGACUGGCCUCUUUGCAGGAAUUGGGCAUAAGUGGUUUAUCUAAUGGAACUUUGGAUUUUAUUAAUGGCUUGAGGUCCCUGAGUAUCGUAAGGUUGAGGAAUAACAAAAUUUCUGGCUCUAUUCCAAAUGAUAUAGGAGAGUAUGAAAGCUUGACAGAACUGGACUUGAGUUUCAACAAUUUGAGUGGGGAGAUUCCAAGAGGAUUAUUUAGCUUGAGCCAAAUGUCUUUAUUGUUUCUUGGAAACAAUAGUUUAACUGGUACUCUUCCCGAUGUAAAGAGCACAACUCUCCAGAAUAUUGAUCUGUCACACAAUGAACUAUCUGGGACACUUCCUUCUUGGGCCGAUGACUCGGGCUUACAACUUAAUAUAGUCGUCAACAACUUCACUAUAGGUGAUUUUGAAGGCAGAGGUUUGCCUUUAGGAGUGGUUUGUCUCCAAAGGGAUUUCUCUUGUUAUCCUGGAUCACCAAUAUAUAGUAGCUUUGGAAUCAAUUGUGGUGGCCCACAAAUUACAUCCUCAAGUCAAUUAGUCCAUGAGCAAGAUAACGAACAACUAGGGCCCGCAACAUACUAUUUGACUCCCGAAAAGAGGUGGGGUGUCAGCAAUGUGGGAGUAAGUCUAAGUGACAACCCCCCCAAAUACAGAGUCUCCACUCUACGCGAGUUUACAAACACUUCAGAUCCACAACUCUUCCAAACAGCAAGACUCUCUGCUGGAUCUUUAAGAUAUUACGGCUUAGGACUUGAGAACGGCAACUACACUGUAAACCUUCACUUCGCAGAACUUGAGAUACAAGAUGGUCCCACUUGGAGAAGUCUUGGAAGGCGUGUAUUUGACAUUUAUAUCCAGGGAAAUCGGGUGUUUGAAGAUUUUGAUAUAAAAAGGGAGGCAGGGGGAGCUUCAUUUAGUCCUGUUUCAAGGGAAGUAACAAUCCAGGUGUCACAUAACUACCUUGAGAUACAUUUCUUUUGGUCUGGAAAAGGGACUUGGGCUGUACCUGACCAAGGAACUUUUGGACCACUUAUCUCAGCAAUCAGUGUCACCCCAAAUUUCAUCCCUAGUGUGAGCAAUAGUCCACCUUCCAACAAGAAGAAGAAUAAUACCGGUUUGACUGUAGGGAUUUUGGUUCCGAUUGUGGUUGUGAGCUUUUUGGUGUUAUUAGCCCUGUAUAUUCUUCGUCAGCAAAGGAAAAAGAGGAAUAAUGAUGACAACUAUGAUGAAGAUUUUUUGGGAAUUGAGGCAAGACCAUAUACUUUUGGUUAUGGAGAAUUGAGAGAUGCGACAAAUGAUUUUAGUCCUGCAAAUAAGCUUGGGGAGGGUGGUUUUGGACCUGUUUACAAGGGAACACUUGCUGAUGGGAGAGUAAUAGCUGUUAAACAACUCUCCAUAGCUUCUCACCACGGUAGGAGUCAAUUUGUGGCAGAAAUUGCUACAAUAUCUGCAGUCCAACACCGUAACCUUGUGAAAUUAUACGGAUACUGCAUCGAUGGAGCAAAACGACUUCUUGUCUACGAGUAUCUUGAAAACAAGAGCCUCGAUCAAGCAUUAUUCGGAAGGAAAAAAUUGUCACUUCCAUGGUCUACCCGUUUUGAAAUAUGCAUGGGGUUGGCACGUGGUCUCUCAUAUCUCCAUGAGGAAUCGCGCAUACGAAUUAUACAUCGAGAUGUGAAAUCUAGCAAUGUUUUGCUUGAUUCUGAUUUGAAUCCUAAGAUAUCGGAUUUUGGUUUGGCUAAACUUUAUGACGACAAGAAAACACACAUGAGUACUCGUGUUGCAGGCACAAUUGGGUAUCUGGCACCAGAGUAUGCAAUGCGUGGACAUCUCACGGAAAAGGCUGAUGUGUUUGGGUUUGGAGUUGUUGCUCUAGAGAUCAUCAGUGGAAGGCCCAAUUGCGAUUCAAGUGUGGCAGAUGAGAAAAUAUAUCUUCUUGAAUGGGCAUGGAACCUACAUGAAGGGAACCGUGAACUCGUAUUAGUGGAUGAGGAAUUGUCUGAAUUUGAUGAAAAUGAAGUGAAAAGAGUAAUAAAAGUUGCCCUUUUAUGCACACAAACUUCACCAACAUAUCGACCAUCAAUGUCGCGUGUGGUGGCUAUGAUUUCGGGUGAUGUUGAAGCAAGUGGUGUAAUUACUCGGCCUGAGUAUUUGACCGGUUUCAGUUUUAAUGAUGCUACAACUUUUAAGAGUGCAGUUCCUACAUCUACAACUUCGGGUGGUAAUGGUAGGGCUUGUACGAGUAACUCGACUGUUUCACCAUUACUGCUUUCGCCACUUGAUAUUUACCGACCCAUGCUUUAUAAUAUUAAGGGAGAAGUUGACAUUAAAGAAUCACUUAAUCAAUUAAAUGAAAAAGUUGAAGAACUAUCAAAAAAGAUUGUUCAAAUGAUUAACCAAGGCUUAGUAACUACAAACCAAUUAGAAGCCAUCGCUGCUAAAAUUAUUAAUGAAAUGCAAAAGGAACUUCAAAAAAGUUCUUGCAACAAAGAAAUUAUUGAUAUAAUCAAUAAAACUACUACAGUUUUAGAUCCUAAAACUGAAGAUAAAAAGCCAUUCACUGAUGAAGAAUUGAUAAUCAAUGGAUCAAUUGUAUCUAUUCUUGAUCAAGCUCUUAGGUUACUAGAUCUUGCUGAAAUUCAAGGAAAGGAUACAAUAAACUUAGAAAUCUCUACAUCUGAGGAACUUAAACAACUUUUCCAUUUUGAUGAAACGAUUAACAUCAUAGAAAAAAUAUCUGAUAAAGAAACUUCUUUAUGUAUUUCAGAAGAAGAAGUAGAAUCUCUUUCUUCUGAUAUAGAGCCUAACUUCGGGAUGAAUAAGACCGAACCACAUUUCAAUCAUCCUGGAGAAUCUUCUUUUCAAGGUGAAAGAAGAAAAGGAUCUAAAAUUGAACAAGGUCAUAGAAUUGGCUCAUGCCAAAUCUUCCCACUAGAAAUCCAAACUAGUUCGGAACAAACAUUCUCAAUAUUGACAACAUUGAAACAAAUAGAAAAGAAUUUAUCGAAAGAUGGACUUCAGAAAUAA
Messenger RNA from Lactuca saligna, 3840 nucleotides. The record is from the annotation of a GenBank genome assembly. Lineage: Eukaryota; Viridiplantae; Streptophyta; Magnoliopsida; Asterales; Asteraceae.